This is a messenger RNA of Phlebotomus papatasi, 1561 nucleotides long. Its product is annotated as antigen 5 like allergen Cul n 1-like. Lineage: Eukaryota; Metazoa; Arthropoda; Insecta; Diptera; Psychodidae. The transcript has a single exon. The record is from RefSeq and is a predicted model, not a curated record. The coding region runs from base 49 to 822 and encodes 257 amino acids.
AUUUUAGUUGUCUUGUAAUUUUCGUUCAAGAAAAGCUAAAAAAAAAUCAUGAAGUUUCUCGUGGUGUUGAUCCUAAUUGUUGUGGCCUAUGUUAAGGGUGAAAUUAAUUGGUGUGAGAUGGAGGAAAGGUACUGUAGUGGACGCGAGCAUAUUGCCUGUCACCCAAAUUCUUUCCCAAUGGCUGGUGAUAAUGUGAGGAACAUUCAGGUGGUUGAGGUGACCGAUGAGCUUAUUCGGGCUGGUGUAGAUCGCCACAACUACCAUCGAAGUAAUGUAGCUUCUGGAAGUGUCGAAGGAAUUCCAAGUGCUAUCGCAAUGCAGAAGAUGGCUUGGCAUCUGGACUUGGCUUUUGUGGCUGGCGAACAUGUUCGUAACGCAUACUUCCAGCACGAUGAAUGUCGUUACUUCACAGAGUUCCCACACUCUGGACAGAAUCUUGCUAAAUAUUAUAGCUACACUCCCUACACCAACCUUACACAGGUGUUUGAAACUCUGAUUGAUUUGUGGUACGACGAGAUGACCAUCGUGAGGGAUGAAAAGCCAUCUUGUAUUGAUUCCUUCACUAUCGAAAAUCCUAAUUGUCGGGGAACUGGACACUUUACUGUCAUGGUUAACGAUAUCAACGGAUUUCUCGGAUGCGGCUUCGCGACAUUUGAGGAGUACAUGAGCGAUUAUGAUUACUGGUGGUACACUUUCAUGGUGACUUGCAACUACCAAGGAAAUAACAUCAUCGAUCAUCCAAUCUAUGCCACAGGAACUCCUUGUUCAGGUUGUGCUGCCGUUGGAAGGCAGUGCGAUUCUGAAACAAGCCUCUGUGUCUGAAAGUAAUCGUAUCUGUAAUGGUCGGCAUACAUCUGUUUUUGUUUUGUGAUUGGAUGUUUCAAGUUAUCUGUUCGAUUGAAUUUAUUUUGUAAACACGAUUUUGAAUCUGGUUUCUGGAAUAAGUAAGAGAACUAAAAUUAGAUCUCAUUCCAUUCUCUAAAUGUUAAAAAUAUUUCUUGCAAAAUACAAACUUAUUGUGUAUUUUAUAUAAUGAAUUUGCGUAAUGUAAUGUGAUUUUGAACUAGAUCACAUCGUUUCGUAUACUGAUCGCUCAUUCGAUUUUGAAAACAUCCUUCCAAAACGUGAAUAGUUGUAUGUCGCCAAUUUAUUCAAGGUGUAGGUACUCUGGGAAUAAAAAAUUAUGCUUGUAAUUAAAUUAUUUAUCAUUUAUAGUAAUCAGUGUUUUGAACUUGGUACGUAAUUCCAAGAAGAUUGUAUUUUUAUACUAGUAUUAGAAGUAUUAGCGUUAAUAGCCUGCGACAACGAAUGAACGGGUGACCAUCCACUGUAUAGGUUUCGCUGACUGCGAAAGGACCUUGGUUCAAGUUGUAAGGACAGGCAGUAAUUUUUCCUUUUUUUAGUUUGAUAAAAAUAUGUAGAUUGGGUGUCACAUGUUCUAAUUUGGUGCUAAUGGUAUCAUUCAGAUGAAGAUAUAAUGUGGUUUUGAUACCCAGUUACGAUUAUUUUGAAUCUUUGAAACGAUUAAUGAAGAUAUUUUGAGAAUGGGUCAGUAAAUAAA